CCGCUGGGGGGAGAGGGAGAGUGUGCUUUAACAGUGAGGCGUGUUCUGGUGGAGACUCGAGGACCAGUCAGUCACUCUCUCAGGGAAACAGCGGGCUUCUGAUGCCCUGAAGAAAAGAAGGAGCCUCAUCGAGUUUGAAAGGACUACAUAUCCCUGAGAGCCAGACCAGUCAGAAGCAUGCCCUGGUCUGCAGUGCCCCAGGGCUGUGCCCUGCUGCUUGGGUUGCUGCUGGCCCUGCGUGGCCCCCUGGUGGCUGGAGGGCAAAAUGACACAGAGCCCAUCGUGCUGGAGGGGAAGUGUUUGGUGGUGUGCGACUCCACGCCCUCCUCCGAGCCGACGGGGAACGCUCUUGGCAUGUCGGUGCGCUCAGGAACCGGCCGCGUCGCCUUCUCUGCCUCCCGCAACACCAACCAUGAGCCCUCCGAGAUGAGCAACCGCACCAUGACCAUAUACUUCGACCAGAUCCUGGUGAAUGUGGGGGGGCACUUUGACCCCGCCCGCAGCAUUUUCCUGGCCCCCAGGAAGGGAGUCUACAGCUUCAGCUUCCAUGUAGUCAAGGUGUACAACAGGCAGACCAUACAGGUCAGUCUGGUGCUCAACGGGUGGCCAGUGAUCUCGGCCUUCGCCGGGGACCAGGACGUGACCCGAGAGGCGGCGACCAACGCGGGGCUGGUUACCAUGGAGAGGGGCGACAAGGCCUACCUGAAGCUGGAGAGGGGGAACCUGAUGGGGGGGUGGAAGUACUCCACCUUCUCAGGCUUCCUGGUCUUCCCCUUAUAGGGGGGUACAGGGGUACAGGGGAGCGCAAGGAAAGAGAACAUGAUAUGGGUUAAGUCUCCACUGUGUGCUGCCCUGGCCUGUGGAAGCGCCUGUCUCAUCUGAUCCCUCUUCCCUUCUGACGCAGAUAGGGAAGUGCUAAUAAAAGAGUGCAUCACA
Molecule: messenger RNA, 936 nt
Organism: Anguilla rostrata (American eel)
Lineage: Eukaryota; Metazoa; Chordata; Actinopteri; Anguilliformes; Anguillidae
Product: cerebellin-1-like
Exons: 5
Coding region: 178-780 (200 amino acids)
Biological process (GO): maintenance of synapse structure
Cellular component (GO): synaptic cleft; glutamatergic synapse
Molecular function (GO): protein binding
Source: RefSeq, a predicted model, not a curated record